UCUACACUCCCCAAAUCAACCCUCUCCACUUCUUAUCCCUGUUUGUCAUCUUCUACACUCUCUCUCUCUCUCUCUCUCUCUCUCUCUCUAUUUAUAUAUAGUCUAAGUCCAGACAGACAAAAUCAUAAUUCACCAGCCAAGAAACUAACAAAGAUGGAAAUCUUGUCGCAGAUGUGGUCAGUUCUUGGCCUUCUCACUGUUCUCCAAAACAUCUUACCUACACAGCUUCUAUCCCUUCUUCACUCCAUUUAUGAAUCCUUUCAAGACCUCAUUUCUCCUUACUCAUACUUCGAUAUACCAGAAUUUAAUGGCUACUGCGGUGUUGAUAUCAAUGACCUCUACCGCCACGUCAAUCUAUAUCUCAACUCUGUCAGCUCUUCCACCUCCGCUGCCGCCUGCCGCCGUCUUACACUUUCCCGCUCCAAGUCCUCUAACUGCAUUUCCUUCACUGUAGCUCCUAAUCAAACCGUUCAUGACACCUUCAGUGGACACUCUCUUUACUGGACUCACCAUGUUGAAACUGUUCAAGAUUCUUUGGAAGAGAAACGUAGUUUCACUCUCAAGUUACCUAAGCGUCAUCGCUGCAACCUCUUAGGACCCUAUCUACAGCACGUGACAUCACGUGCCGAGGAGUUCGAGCGGGUAUCAAGGGAAAGGAGGCUCUUUACUAACAAUGGCAAUGCAUCGCACGAGUCGGGAUGGGUCUCGGUCCCGUUCCGGCAUCCGUCCACUUUCGAAACACUAGCGUUGGAGCCGCAGUUGAAGAAGCAGAUUAUGGGGGACUUGAAAGCAUUUUCUAAUGGUAAAGCGUUCUACCAUAGAGUUGGACGUGCAUGGAAGCGGGGUUACUUGCUUCACGGUCCACCAGGCUCCGGCAAGUCAAGUCUAAUCGCUGCAAUGGCUAACUAUUUGUGCUAUGAUGUUUAUGAUCUUGAGCUCACCAAAGUCACAGACAACUCUGAGCUCAGAGCCUUGUUAAUACAAACCACCAACAGGUCUAUUAUUGUGAUCGAAGACAUAGAUUGUUCAGUCGAUCUAACUACUGAUAGAAUGGUAAAAACUAGUAGAAAGAGAUCCAACCUAUCAUCCUGUAAGGAUUCAAGCAAUGAAGAGGAAAGCGGCCGGGUCACCUUAUCAGGGCUACUGAACUUCACUGACGGAUUAUGGUCAUGUUGUGGUGAAGAGAAGAUCAUAGUUUUCACUACUAAUCAUAGAGACAAUGUGGACCCGGCGCUGGUUAGAUGCGGGCGAAUGGACGUGCAUGUCAGCUUAGGCACUUGUGGGAUGCAUGCCUUCAAGGCUUUGGCGAUGAACUACCUGGGGAUAGACUCCCACUCUCUAUUUGAUGUGGCAGAGAGCUGUAUAAGGUCCGGAGGUGCCCUCACGCCGGCACAGAUAGGGGAGAUACUAUUGAGGAACAGAGGGAAUACUGAUGUAGCACUGAAGGAGGUGGUGAGUGCUAUGCAGGCAAGAAUUUUAAGCAGUAGUGGGACUCAUAAGGAACAUCUGACGGAUUACGAAGAUACAGCCACAAGGUCUCCACAGAGCGUAUUGACAGUGGGGUCACCGGAGAAUUGGGAUUCGUCUCCGGGGAGAAUUGGCGGGAAGAAGAGAAAGGAGGGCGGUAAUAACUGCGACAAGAAGGCAAAGUUUCUUGUUAGACUUAGAUCUUUGACCAAGUCUGACUCUGGUAGACGGGGCGUGUGAAGACAUUUUCGCUUUAACUUUUCCUUUUUUCUUUUUCGAAGUUUUGCUUUUUUCUUUUGUUUUUCUUUUUCUUUUAAUGAAAUGUUGGUCACUCUCACUCAAUGGACACUAACAAGGAAUUCUUCUUUAUUUUUAGCUGGUUUCUUUUUAAUGUAAAUUUUCGGUGUAUGAUGUAAUUUUGCCAACUAAUAAAAAAUUUAUUUUUCAUUAUUGGCAA
Ricinus communis (castor bean) is the source of this 1924-nucleotide messenger RNA. RefSeq names its product AAA-ATPase At4g25835. The transcript has a single exon. Lineage: Eukaryota; Viridiplantae; Streptophyta; Magnoliopsida; Malpighiales; Euphorbiaceae. Bases 154 to 1707 code for a protein of 517 amino acids. The record is from RefSeq and is a predicted model, not a curated record. Gene Ontology annotation, molecular function: ATP hydrolysis activity; ATP binding.